Messenger RNA from Scophthalmus maximus (turbot), 2897 nucleotides. RefSeq names its product tripartite motif-containing protein 16-like. NCBI's taxonomy places the organism in Eukaryota, Metazoa, Chordata, Actinopteri, Pleuronectiformes, Scophthalmidae. The record is from RefSeq and is a predicted model, not a curated record. The transcript has a single exon. Gene Ontology annotation, molecular function: protein binding; zinc ion binding. Bases 144 to 1814 code for a protein of 556 amino acids.
CUGCUGUUUUAAGUUGAGUGAAACUGAAAUGUGGUGCAGUUCCCGAGCUGACAGGCUACAGGAAUAACACAGUUUGUAUCUUGACACAACUUUUAUCAGUUUAAGGGAAACUUGGGACUUUUCAUGGACUUCAGGAGGGUGAAAUGGAGCAGAAAGGAGUUGAGCUGGAGCGGGAAUCCUUCUCUUGUUCCGUCUGUCUGGAUCUACUGAAGGAUCCGGUGACUAUUCCCUGUGGACACAGCUACUGUAUGAGCUGCAUUAAAACCCACUGGGACAAAGAGGAUGAGAAGAGGAUCUACAGCUGCCCUCAGUGUAGACAGACCUUCACACUGAGACCUGUCCUGGUGAAAAACACCAUGUUGGCUGAUUUAGUGGAGCAGCUGAAGAAGACUGGACUUCAAGCUGCUCCUGCUGAUCACUGCUACGCUGGAGCUGAAGAUGUGGCCUGUGAUGUUUGUACUGGGAAAAAACUGAAAGCUGACAAGUCCUGUUUGGUUUGUUUGGCCUCUUAUUGUGAGAAACACCUCCAGCCUCAUUAUGAAUCCUCUGCCUUUGAGAAGCACAAGCUGGUGGACCCCACCAAGAAGCUCCAGGAGAACAUCUGCUCUCGUCAUGAUGAGGUGAUGAAGAUGUUCUGCCGCACUGAUCAGCAGUGUAUCUGUUAUCUCUGCUCUGUGGACGAACAUAAAGGCCACGACACAGUCUCAGCUGCAGUAGAAAGGACGGAGAGGCAGAGAGAGCUCGAGUUGAGUCGACAAGAAAUCCAGCAGAGAGUCCAGGACAGAGAGAAAGAUGUGAAGCUGCUUCAACAGGAGCUGGAGGCUCUCAAUGGCUCUGCUGACAAAGCAGUGGAGGACAGUGAGAAGAUCUUCACUGAGAUGAUCCGUCUGGUGGAGAAAAGAAGCUCUGACGUGAAGCAGCAGAUCAGAUCGAAGCAGGAAACUGAAGUGAGUCGAGUCAAAGAUCUUCAGGAGAAGCUGGAGCAGGAGAUCACUGAGCUGAAGAGGAAAGACGCUGAACUGAAGCAGCUCUCACACACAGAGGAUCACAACCAGUUUCUACACAACUACCCCUCACUGACACCACUCAGUCCGUCUACACACUCAUCCAGCAUCAACAUCCGUCCUCUCAGGUACUUUGAGGCUGUGACAGCAGCUGUGUCAGAGGUCAGAGGUCGACUACAGGACGUCCUGACUGAGUCAGAGACAAACAUCUCACUGACAGUGACUCAAGUGGAUGUUUUACUGCCACAACCAGAGCCCAAGACCAGAGAGGAAUUCUUAAGAUAUUCACAGGAAAUCACACUGGAUCCAAACACAGCAUACAAAUGUCUGUUAUUAUCUGAGGGAAACAGAAAAGUAACAGUAAUGAGAGAAGAACAGUUUUAUUCUGUUCACCCAGACAGAUUCACUUAUUAUUGGCAGGUACUGAGUAGAGAGAGUCUGACUGGACGUUGUUACUGGGAGGUGGAGUGGAGAGGAGGAGUUUAUGUAGCAGUCACAUACAAGAAUAUCAGAAGAGCAGGGAUCUCAGGUGAAUGUGGAUUUGGAUUCAAUGACAAAUCUUGGAGGUUAGAUUGUUAUGAAAACACUUAUAACUUUUAUUACAACAGAAUCAAAACUCCAGUCUCAGGUCCGGUGUCCUCCAGAGUCGGAGUGUACCUGGAUCACAGUGCAGGUGUUCUGUCCUUCUACAGCGUCUCUGACACCAUGACUCUCCUCCACAGAGUCCAGACCACAUUCUCUCAGCCGCUCUGUGCUGGAGUUGGGUUUUAUUAUAAAGGAUCCACAGCUGAGUUCUGUAAACUCAAAUAGACUUGAGUCAUUUAAAGAGCAGUGAGUUAAAUUAUGUGUUUAAACCUUUAACUUAUUUUUUCUCAAAGCUCCUUGUUGUUGUUGUGCUCACUGCUCAUGAUGAUGUUUGGACACUGGAUCAAUAAAAAUAAGAUUGUUAAUGUGAUGAGAGCUGACGACUAAAAUUUGGUUCCACUAGUUUGUGAAGCUGUAAUUGUUUUAAUUUAGCUCAACUGCUAUUUUCGCUUUGCAAUGUUCAGAAUAAUGUUGGGUCAAAAUAUUAUGUUUUUCUCCAAGAUUCAAACAAGACAGUGAGAAAAACAAUGUUCACUCUUUCUGCACCACACAAUACUGUUCUGCCUUUUGUUGAAUUACAUUUGUGGUUGUUUUUAGAUAUAUUUUCAAUUAAUUACAUUAUAAAUAUCACUGCACUUAUUUUAUUUCAUCUAUUCUGUUUUAUUCCAUUUCAUCUAAAUUGUGUUUUUUAUUUCAUAAUUGAUUGAGUGGUUGAUUGAAAUGUUUAUUUCGAAUAUUGAAAUAAAAUGAAAACAAAAACUAUAAAUGAUAAUAAUAAAGCAAAAAUGAUCGUACCAUAGCAGGCAGACAAAAGAAAGAAUAAACAAAAAACACAUACCAAAAUAAUUUAAACAAGAAGAACAAACCAUGAACAUCAAUUUAUUAAAUUUACAUAUUUGAAAAGGAGUGGGGAGAAGGAGAAUUUAUUUAAUCCCACCCCUUAUCCAUAAUUAGUCAUAUUUUAUUGUUUAUAAGAUUGAUAAUAAUUAUAAUUCAUAAUAUAUUAAUCACCACUAAUCUGUAUUUUAUAACAAGAUAUAAAUUAAUUUCAGAAUAUGUAUCUUACGUCUCAUUCUUUUCUCUGAUAUCCACUACAACUCAAUGUUAUUUUAUGUUAUAAUAUAGCUAUAAAAUGUAAUGCAAUAUAUAAAUAACAUGUAAUGUACAAUAUCUGUCAACAGUUUAUAAUGAAGCAUAUGCAUGGAUCUCUACACUUCCUGGUUUCUCUCUGUGGUCUUGUGGAAACUACUUAGAUCUUCCAUGUUGCUGAAAAGUAAUAGAAAAUAAAACCAGUCGUCAAUCAAUCUA